GCCACAUGGUUCACAGCUGGUGUGACACGAGGUCUUUGCGCGCUAAGCUGGUGGCUGGCUCUGUUCUUCAAGCCCGGGGGCAUGCCUUGUGCUUGUGUUGCCAGUGCGGUGCGGCCCCAUUGAAUGCUUGUGGUUUCUCAGUCGAGCAUGGAUGCUCUCUCCUCUCCCCAUGCGGGACAAGGUUGGGCGUCACCGUCUCUUAUGUCAUACCCGCAUCCCGGGAGCCCUGAAGCUAGGGACGCCUCGCUCUCCCCAGGCAACAGCAGGUCACAGGGCCUCGGAAACAGCCAGCCAGGGCGCGGGUGAGCUGCGAGCUACUGGCGACGGCCUCGGCCCUCUGCAUCUCCCUCCACUCCAUCGGCGCCAACACUACCGCCCUGCUGUUGGUGCACCUCACCGCGAGUCCGCCUUGCCGCCCCACCGAGAACAGGCCCGGACCAACCACGGCGGUUACAUGCAUCAGAGCCUUUGCUUCUUUGCUCCCGAUCUGCUGGCCGGACUAGAAGCAAAGCCGGACGGGUGCACACUGCGUUGGCUUGAACCUGUUGACGUAGUAACACAUAUUCCUAUAUAAACCCCUAUCUUCUGCUGUCUGCUCCUCGGCCGGGCGUGGCUCUGGCCGGAGCUCCCUCUUGUUUGGAAUUUCCGACUUCCGAUUGACUUGGUCUGGCCCGGAUCCAAUAUUACAUCAGAGAUCCCGCACGCAGCCUUCAGCCACUGCGAGGAUCGCCUUGCCCUGCUUACCGCCCAUUUGCGGUUCCCAACAACACGAUAUCUUGCAUCCCAGACAGCCACCACAGUUGACUCAACCGGCGACUAGUCUUAGGUUGAGGCCACCACCACCCCGCCGGCAUCUCCACAUUGAGCACAUUUAUAUCCGUUUCUAGGGCGCGCCUUUUCAUCUUUGCCAGUCUUGGCACCUCCAUUUCUAUAGGUACCUACCCACAGCCUUCCUGCCUCUCCUUCCUUUAUCGAGACGGCCCAAUCUGGCUCAAUCUGAUUCACCGAUCCAAGACUUUCGUAUAAGUGCUCUAUUUAUCACGCAUCCUACGCCGCUAUCCUUCCUCAAACACAGCCAUCCAAGUCUUGCAAUAUAAACUUCUUUCAUCCACACACGUUUUCUUUUAUCACCAGGCCACAAUGGACUCCGGCAACCAAGCCCCCAGCCGGACGGCGACCCCGGCUGGCCCCAACGGGAACGGAAUCAAGAGGACCAAGAUUUGCGUCUAUUGCGGCUCCUCCCGCGGCAACGACCCUGCAUACUUGCAGGCCGCCCGUGACCUCGCCAAGGUCAUGGCCGAGCACGACAUCGACCUGGUAUACGGCGGCGGCACUGUCGGGCUGAUGGGGGAGGUGGCGCGGACGCUGGUGUCGCUCAAGGGCCCCGAGUCGGUGCACGGCAUCAUCCCCGAGGCGCUCGUUAGCUAUGAGCGCGAUCCGACCUACACGUCCACGUCGGCCGCCGCCGGCGCGGACGGGGACACGCUGCCGGUGCCCGACGAGAAGCUGUACGGCAUGACGACGGUGGUCAAGGAUAUGCACACGCGCAAGAACAUGAUGGCGCGCGAGGUGCUGGCCGGCGGUCCGGGAAGCGGCUUCAUCGCCCUCCCGGGAGGCUUUGGUACCAUCGAGGAGCUGGUCGAGAUGUGCACGUGGAACCAGCUGGGCAUCCACGACAAGGGCGUCGUGGCGCUCAACAUCAAGGGCUACUACGAGCCCAUCCGGCAGUUCGUCGCGAGCAGCGUCGAGGCCGGCUUCAUCCGCCCCGGCCAGGGCGAGAUCCUCACCUUUGCCGAGACCGCCGAGGAGGCCAUCCGGACCCUGCGCGACUACAAGGUGUCCGACCAGGUCCUGAAGCUGAGCUGGGGGGCCCAGUGAUUGGGGGCGCGGUACACAUGACUUGGGGGAGAAUACAGAAUAUGUCCCGGCAGAGACAUGGGGGAGGACAAGGUUUCGGGGGGGCCCAGUUGGCAAAGGUUCCAUGGCACACGGCGCCCAUGGUUGCGCCAAGACGCUUGCCGUGGUUGCGCGCGUGAGCGCAUGGCGCUCUGCGAGAUGUUGUACAAUACCCACCCAUGUCAGUCCGAACGAGCCGGCGUUCGCUUUUUAAGCCGGUAGAAGUGGCUACAAGGAUAGAGGACAAGAAGAACAAUAAAAAAAAGAAUCAAAAAGAUAACAAGGUGCCCCUAUCUCUCUGAAUAUUAGUAUUUGUAAAACUUCG
This is a messenger RNA of Gaeumannomyces tritici R3-111a-1, 2221 nucleotides long. Its product is annotated as lysine decarboxylase. The coding region runs from base 1141 to 1878 and encodes 245 amino acids. The transcript has 2 exons. NCBI's taxonomy places the organism in Eukaryota, Fungi, Ascomycota, Sordariomycetes, Magnaporthales, Magnaporthaceae. Gene Ontology annotation, cellular component: cytosol. The record is from RefSeq and is a predicted model, not a curated record. Gene Ontology annotation, biological process: cytokinin biosynthetic process. Gene Ontology annotation, molecular function: hydrolase activity, hydrolyzing N-glycosyl compounds.